CCCAGCGUGAGUACAAUGGACCCUGGCAAGCCCUGCUCCCGGCCCGGGUCUCCAGCUCUCCACGUCUGCUCCUCAUGCGCUCCCUCUCUCGCUUUUCCCCCCUCCCCACGACCAUUUGCAUCUUGCCGAAAGCCGGGCCCUCCCCACUAAUUUGCAUAUCUUAUAUGGCCUAAUGGUGGCGAUCAUGGCAAGUUAGAAGUUUUCUGACUCCUCUCGGAGGAGACUCCGGGACCCCGGGGAGUAACAGGUGUCUGAAGGGUGGGGGGGGCUCCUGGACUUGGGGUUCGCUUGUGAAACUCCCCUCCACCCUCCUCUCUCGCGCCCACCCCCUCACCCCCUUCUUUCUCUGUCCUUGGAAAAUGGUGUCCAAGCUCACGUCGCUCCAGCAAGAACUCCUGAGCGCCCUGCUGAGCUCCGGGGUCACCAAGGAGGUGCUGGUCCAGGCCUUAGAGGAGUUGCUGCCAUCCCCGAGUUUCGGGGUGAAGCUGGAGACGCUGCCCCUGUCCCCCGGGAGUGGGGCCGACCCGGACACCAAGCCUGUCUUCCAUACUCUCACGAACGGCCACGCCAAGGGCCGCCUGUCUGGGGACGAGGGUUCCGAGGACGGGGACGACUAUGACACCCCUCCCAUCCUCAAGGAGCUGCAGGCGCUCAACACCGAGGAGGCGGCCGAGCAACGGGCGGAGGUGGACCGGAUGCUCAGUGAGGACCCCUGGAGGGCUGCCAAAAUGAUCAAGGGCUACAUGCAGCAACACAACAUCCCCCAGAGGGAAGUGGUCGACGUCACAGGUCUGAACCAGUCACACCUCUCUCAGCAUCUCAACAAGGGCACCCCCAUGAAGACCCAGAAGCGAGCAGCCCUCUACACCUGGUACGUCCGAAAGCAACGGGAGAUCCUCCGACAAUUCAACCAGACAGUCCAGAGUUCUGGAAAUAUGACAGACAAAAGCAGUCAGGAUCAGCUGCUGUUUCUCUUUCCAGAGUUCAGUCAACAGAGCCAGGGGCCUGGGCAGUCCGAUGACGCCUGCUCUGAGCCCCCCAACAAGAAGAUGCGUCGCAACCGGUUCAAAUGGGGGCCCGCAUCCCAGCAAAUCUUGUACCAGGCCUACGACCGGCAAAAGAACCCCAGCAAGGAAGAGAGGGAAGCAUUAGUGGAGGAGUGCAACAGGGCAGAAUGUUUGCAGCGAGGCGUCUCCCCCUCCAAAGCCCACGGCCUGGGCUCCAACCUGGUCACUGAGGUCCGUGUCUACAACUGGUUUGCAAACCGCAGGAAGGAGGAGGCGUUCCGGCAGAAGCUGGCCAUGGAUGCCUACAGCUCCAACCAGACGCACAACCUGAACCCCCUGCUCUCCCACGGCUCUCCCCACCACCAGCCCAGCACCUCUCCUCCAAAUAAGCUGUCAGGAGUCCGCUACAGCCAGCAGGGAAACAAUGAGGUCACUUCCUCCUCAACAAUCAGUCACCAUGGCAACAAUGCCAUGGUGACCAGCCAGUCUGUUUUACAGCAAGUCUCUCCAGCCAGUCUGGACCCUGGCCACAAUCUCCUCUCACCUGAUGGUAAAAUGCAGAUCUCAGUCUCAGGAGGUGGUCUGCCCCCCGUCAGCACCUUGACGAAUAUCCACAGCCUGUCCCACCAUAAUCCCCAGCAAUCUCAAAACCUCAUCAUGACCCCCCUCUCUGGAGUCAUGGCCAUUGCACAAAGCCUCAACACCUCCCAAGCACAGAGCGUCCCUGUCAUCAACAGUGUGGCUGGCAGCCUGGCCGCCCUGCAGCCUGUCCAGUUCUCCCAGCAGCUACACAGCCCUCACCAGCAGCCCCUCAUGCAGCAAAGCCCCGGCAGCCACAUGACUCAGCAGCCCUUCAUGGCGGCCGUGACUCAGCUACAGAACUCCCACAUGCCCUCUCCAAGCCUGGUGAUGACCACACAUCACUUGCUUUGUGCACAGCAACAAGGACCCUAUUUUCCACACCAUCACCCUCCGGGCAGCUGUCACAGAAAAGCCCAGUGACCUGACAAGCACCUUCGAGAGGUCUCUGCUUACCUGACAUCUUGCUGACGCUUCAGACAGCCGCUCCGAGGCGCAGCCCUUCCCUUCUAUGCAGUAUUGUUGCCAUGCCUCUCCCAAGACGUCAAGUACUCCCAUCCCGCCCACAGGCGGGAGACAAGAAACCGCAGAAGAGGAAGAGAGAACGCUGUCGUGCCUGCAUUAUGCUCCUUCAUCGAACAAACUGAUGUGAAAACUUGAAUCUGUUACUGACAGGAGGAGGACACGUGCUGUUGAACUGAGCCAAACACACUGUAAAUAUCUGCAGACUCCCCCCCUCCCCCACCCCUCCCAGCUGAUCUCGAGAUUUCUUUUGAAGAAGUAAAUUUGUCCAAUGGGUGUAAACUAUAACCUACUGUAAUUAAGUGCAAUUUCCCCUCCACUCCCUUUCGCCCCUACCCUGUAUAUAAUACUAAAGUGUCUAUUAGUUUUCUUUGUAAAGGUCAGAGUUGAAUUUUCAAAGUGAUUUGCCCCCUUUUUUUCUCCCCCCACGGAGACGUAUCCUGAGUCGGAAGUGAAGCCUCUGCCCCUUUCCCUCAGGCCUGGACACACACAGGCACUGUACGUUUGGGACUGACCGCCAGCCGACUCCAAUCUCCUGAUGUUAAGACACACCUCUGGAUCCUGGAGGGGCUGAACAUAGUGUCAGACUAACAUCCUAGCUCCCGGUGGGGCUAGGGGUUCAGUCAGGACACCACCCAAGAAACCCCCAAGGCAAGGAAACUGGCUGCUUCAUAGCACAAGAAAAAGUUACCCUUUCGGAAAGCCUCCCAUUAAAACGAUUUAUUUUAUCACCGCC
Messenger RNA from Herpailurus yagouaroundi (jaguarundi), 2844 nucleotides. It is a transcript of the gene HNF1B, whose product is annotated as HNF1 homeobox B. Gene Ontology annotation, molecular function: RNA polymerase II cis-regulatory region sequence-specific DNA binding; DNA-binding transcription factor activity, RNA polymerase II-specific. The record is from RefSeq and is a predicted model, not a curated record. Gene Ontology annotation, biological process: regulation of transcription by RNA polymerase II; liver development; insulin secretion. The transcript is spliced from 8 exons. Bases 360 to 2009 code for a protein of 549 amino acids. Gene Ontology annotation, cellular component: nucleus. NCBI's taxonomy places the organism in Eukaryota, Metazoa, Chordata, Mammalia, Carnivora, Felidae.